This is a messenger RNA of Zalophus californianus (California sea lion), 10885 nucleotides long. RefSeq names its product interleukin 10 receptor subunit alpha (gene IL10RA). The transcript has 7 exons. The record is from RefSeq and is a predicted model, not a curated record. Gene Ontology annotation, molecular function: protein binding. The coding region runs from base 90 to 1823 and encodes 577 amino acids. NCBI's taxonomy places the organism in Eukaryota, Metazoa, Chordata, Mammalia, Carnivora, Otariidae.
GAGCCGCGGCUGGAGGCGCGCAAGCUCGCUCCUGCUCCGGCUUCGGCUCCCGCUCCGGCUCCCGCCCCGGAGGAUGCGGCGUGCCUAGGAUGCUGCCGCGCCUGGUAGUGCUGCUGGAGGUGCUCCUCAGCCUGCGCCUCGGCUCCUGCGCGCGCGGGACAGAUCUGCCCAGCCCUCUAUCUGCGUGGUUUGAAGCAGAAUUUUUCUCCCACGUCCUCCACUGGACUCCCAUCCCAAAACCGUCAAACAGCACCUACUAUGAAGUAGAGCUUCUGAGGUAUGGGCUAGAACCCUGGAAGUCCAUCCCCAGCUGCAGCCAGACCCAGGUGUCGUUCUGUGAUCUCACUAUGGUGACCCUGGACCUGUACCACAACAAUGGCUACCGAGCCAAGGUCCGCACGGUGGAUGGAAACCAGUACUCCAACUGGACCUUCACCAACACCCGCUUCUCCGUGGAUGAAGUGACUCUCACGAUUGGCAGCGUGAAGCUAGAGGUGCACAAUGGCAUCAUCCUCGGGAAGAUCCAGCCCCCUAGGCCCAAGAUAGCCCCUGCGGGCGACACUUACGAAAGCAUCUUCCAACACUUCCGCGAGUAUGAGAUUCAGAUUCGCAAGGUGCCGGGGAACUACACGUUCACAAAGGAGAAGGUGAAGCAUGAAGACUUCAGCCUCUCACCCCCUGGAGAUCUGGGAGAGUUCUGUGUGAAGGUGAAGCCAUCUCUGAGCUCCCGACUGAACAAGGGGGUAUGGUCCAAGGAGGAGUGCGUCGUGCUCACCCGGCAGUAUUUCACCACAACCAACCUCAGCAUCUUCUUCACCUUCGUCCUGCUUCUGUGCGGAGCCCUGGCCUACUGCCUGGCCCUCCAUCUGUACGUGUGGCGCCGGAGGAAGCUGCCCACCGUCCUGGUCUUCGAGAAGCCCCAGGCCUCCAGCUUUGUCAGCCAGCUUCCCUGUCCCGAGCCCCAGGACGCCAUCCAUCCCCUGGACGAGGAGGCCUUCCCCCAAGUGUCCCCAGAGCUGAAGAACUCGGAACUGCACGGCAGCACAGACAGUGGCUUUGGCAGUGCCAAGCCAUCCCUGCAAAAUGAAGAGCUCCAGUUCCUCCUCCCUGCCCCCCACCCCCAGGCUGGGGGCACCGCGGGCAAGGGGGCGCCCCUGGAGCUGGAGGGCAGCAGCGGCAGCAGCAGCAGCACGGACAGCGGGAUCUGCCUGCAGGAGCCCGGCCUGAGUCCCAGCACUGGCCCCAGCUGGGAGCGGCAGGUGGGGGACAGCAGCCCCGGCCAGGAUGACAGUGGCAUCGGCCUAGUCCAAAACUCUGAGGGGCAGCCUGGGGACGGGCAGGGUGGCUCCGCCUUGGGCCCUGUCAAUGCCGCCGGGCCUGAGGAGCCUGAGGAAGAAGACCCAGCCUCAGUGGCAUUCCGGGGCUACCUGAAGCAGACCAGAUGCACAGAGGAGAAAGCAGCCAAGACAGGCUGCCUGGAGGAAGAGCCCUCCUCGACAGAUAGCCUUGGCCCCAGGUUCAGGAUGUGCCUGGAUGCCGAGGCAGGCUGGCCUCUACCAGUGCUGGCCAAGGGCUAUUUGAAACAGGACCCAGGAAUGACUGUCACUCCCUCGGGGACCUCAACUGUACAGUGGGACCAGCCAACGGAGGAAUGGUCUCUCCUGGGCUUGACCAGCUGUGCUGACCUAGGAGCAUCUGACUGGAGCUUGGCCCAUGAUCUUGCCCCUAUGGACCGUGUGGCAGCCCCAGGUGGUCUCCUGGGCAGUUUUGACUCAAACCUGGUCACCCUGCCACUGAUCUCCAGCCUCCACUCCAAUGAGUGACUCAGGCUAAGGGGCUGCUUUUGAUUUCAGCCACGAGGGCCCCCCGGGAUCAGAAGUGACGCAUGAGGCCAGUGUGAGCCCUCAUUGGCAAGCCCAGUGGGGCCAGCCCUUGCCAGGCCCAGCAGGGCUGGCUAAGGGGCCCAGGGCAGAGAGAGACUAUCCUGCUAAACUACUGCAGGCUGUAUGGGUGGCGUCGGCCUGGGCUGCUGGAGGGCUCCAAAGACUCGGCAGAGCCAGGAAGGGCCGGGCGGAGAUCUCCCUCCUCCGGGCUCUUCCUGUGCUGUAACAGAUUAUUUGCUCUGGGGAAUCACUGGUUUUCUGGAAUUGUGGGGAGGCCCAAGCUGCAGUCAGUAAGGACCCAGCCCUCCCCCCUAGACCAGCCAAGUGCCAGGGCCUCCAGCCGGAUGGAGAACUGGCAGGGGGUGCGGGGCGCGGAUUUCCCUGAAGGGGUCAUUUCUGGGAGGACAAAGGAGGGAGCAGAGGCCAAGUUUGAUCUCUGGGAUGGUCAGAGCUGGUCAGCCUGGGAUGGUCAUAGGAAGAAGCUUCCCGGCUGGCAGUCCUCCCAGGCAGGGAGCUUGUCACGGAAGAUCUUAAGAUGUAUCUGUCCCUGUCAGCCAGUCUGCCACCAUCAGUCAGAUGCCACGGCUCUAUAGAGCCACCAGGGGAUGACGCCCCUGUGGCCGAGCCACUCACUACCUCCAUCCUGUUGCCCCCACCACCUUGCUGACGCUACCAGAGGAGCCACGGUUCUUUGUAUUGGGCAAAACUCAACACUUCAGGUGGUCUCUGGGCUCAGGCACCAGCUCACCCUCCCCAGAGGGUCAGGGUUGGGACCCACGCUAGUGUUUACUGCUAGUGUCCAGCUACAGACCCACAGGACAUGGCACUGGGCUCCAACCCAUGCUCUCUCAGUGUCCAGCUGUGAGAGCUUGGGCCAAGCCACUUCUCAGAGACCCUGUUAUCCUCUGAUAGCAUAUGUGGAAUAGUGACUCAGUCUCCAGUGGGCCUUCCAUGCUGGAUGGUAACCAAGCUGGCAUCAGGGGUGACGUCCCCAGCCUGGUGUGACCCUAGGCUGGGAGGAAGUUGUCUGCAGAACCUAUAUCUGCACAGAGCCAGCUUCUUUUGCAUGCUGGGAAUGAACAGAUUUAGCAGAAGUCUGUGGUAUCAUGCUAAGAGGACUACCCAAUCCUGGGCCCAGAAGGGGACAGGUAUGGGCCCUGCCUCCCCAUAGUCCGUUUGGAUUCUAUCUUCAAAGCAAGUUUACAGUCCAUGGGCAAGGAAGCUGGGGGGAAUGACAGGCCUGGGGUCUGCCCGCCCCGCCCCCUUCCGGGUCACCACUCGGCCCUGCAUUUCUCUGUGGCAUUCUGAGAAGAGACACUCCAGCUCAGGAAAUCCACCCAGAACAACCCCUGACUCCCCCACCACAUCCUACCAAGAAGCUCUGAUGUGCCAGUCUGAUAACUGAACUCCCUCUCGAAACUUGAGUUUGCAGGAAGAUUCCUCAGGGUUCCCUUGAAAGUUUAUUUAUUUUGUUCACUUAUUUAUUGAAGAAACAGCAUGGUACAGUGCAAGGAUUCUGAGUAUUUCAAGAACCUGGAGGUUCUAGUUCUGACUCCAUUGUUUCUUGCAUCUCCUCAUCUGUAAACUGAAGGGUCUCGGUUUCUUCGUCUGUAAAUCUAGAAAGCCACGCCUGACAUGUUCAAUGGACAGGGGUGUGAGGCUCCACCAAGGCGGUGGAUCUGAAUGUACCUUGCACGCAAGGCUCUGUAAAUCAGAGACGCAUGUUUUUUUAUUUCAAUAAAUUGUCAGGACCUCAGGAAUCAUGUGAAACCAGUCAAAUUUCUGAUCAGAAACGGUGACUGGUGGAAGCGUCAAGUUGUUGAUAAUUGAGGUUGAUAACAAGUAAGAUGUGUGAUGUCGCUUUAGCAGGAACGAAGACUCGGGCUCAAGUCAGACAGACACAGGAGUCCUCACGCUAACAUGAAGUAUGUAAUGGGUAUGGAUAACAGUGUUUUGAAUGUGGCGUCCGGACAGCUGGAAAAGAGACCAGACCUCCCUGGAGCUCUGUCACCUGCCCCUCUCGACAUGGAGGUGCGUCCCAGGGGUGCUUCUCAUAAGGGCGGAAGUCAUCUGCAUUUGAUUCUGAGAGCAGCCUGCUCUUUCCACGAAAAGCCACACGUGGGUUUGAGUCUCUCCCCAAGCUCAGCCCUGCGGAUGGAGCAAACUCAGGGCCCUGGCCAGAGUCUCCAAUGCACUUUGCGCUUUGUCCCAUUCUGGAUCCCCGAGGAGGUGAAUGGGGACACCUCAUCCCCGUUCCUCUGUGUCAUCUCCAACGAUGCUUCUCCCCAUUUCACUCUGAGGAAAUAACCAGUUCUGGGAAGCACCGAUCCUAUCACCUUCAGAGAACUUGACUAAUAUCACACCAUUUGGAACCGAUCAAACUGAUUUGCCCUGGAAGCCUCCCUGUCCUAUUGGUUAAGAGGUGUGGGGUCUCCUGGAAAUGAGUGUCGGAGGUGGCCUCCACCCCCAGGAAAAGGCCCUCGAGGCACGUUGGAUGGACAGCAGCAGAGAGGUGAAUACGAAGAUGGAAAGAAUAAGAGGAAUCAGCAACUGGGGCCAGCAAGAAAGCAAACACAGAGCAGCUGGGAGAACGGAGUCCGAGGAUGUGGGCUCUGCUGCAGGCCUCGCCUGCUUCCCUCAGGAAGCAUGAACAGGAGUUUGUGCUGGGUCUCCUGCCCGGCCCAGUCCGGGCUUGUGGGGGAAACAGAGUCCUUCCUGCAGGUGGUGCUGAGACGCUCACCGCUCACCGGCUUCUUGGGAAUUGGAUUCAAGUGCCCCACAGAAGGCCGUUUGUUCUUAAACUGAGUAAUCUCCCUCGAGGGCUUUUCCAGGCUGAGGAAUGUGUGAUUCUGGGUUUCUAUGAGCUAACGGAACUUCCUCUUAGUAAGGGGAGAGGGGAAAUGGACCAACGUGGACUGAAGAGGAAAUUUCUAUUGAACUGUGUUUUCCCAGCUUUCUAAAUAGCUGUAUCAAAGAGUCUGCCUUGUCUUCCCUGAAGAUCUCUACCCCCUGCAAGGCACACAACACACUAUCCCAGAAUACACACAGUCACGGAGGGGGCUCACUGCCCUGCUGAGUAGGAGCUCUCGGAGCCCCGCGUGGGGACGGUGGAGACAGGGGCGCCGCAGGCCAUGUCCGCCGGGGACAGCAUGCUGGUGGUCAUGAGAGGCAGGUUCAGGCGGCGAGGGCUGACUUUAUGUAGCCCCAACCUAGAGGACACCAGGUAGUGGGAGGCAUGACUCAUCCAUUUCCUGUAGUGCUCACGGGUUUCAGGGUUACUUUUAAAGCACAUCCACAAUUUGAAAUUAAAUGCAUCUUUAUUAAUGAUUCACAGCACCUUUCCUAUCAGCUUGAUCUUAAGUUCACCUAGCUCCCGUAAACAUUCGACUGGGCCGGGGAGGGGGGUGGGUUUGGACCCAAUAAACACUCUGACAAGGAAAGGCUGGGUCAUUGGAUUUAGUGUUUUACAAAGAUAACCCUGGCCAAAGCAUAAGGCGUGAGUCAGACGGGACGAGGCAGGAUGUAGGGAGACCUGGUUGGAGGUGCAUGUAGUCAGCAUUUCUUCAUUUCUUCAAGAAACAUUUUUAAGUGCCCACGCCUGGGUCCAGAGGGAACAAAAGAGAUGCAGCUCCAUGGAGGGGGCUAUCUGGCUAUGAAGCUAACAGACUAGCAGAUACAUCUUUACAAUCAGCGGUGAGUGCCAUGAAAGGAACUAAGAUGGGAAAACAAGGAACGGAGACAAGACGCAGAGAAACUGUGAAGAGAAAGCUGUCUUAGUUUGCCCGGGCUGCCAUAACAAAAUACCAUUGACAAGACACAUUUCUCAUCGUUCUGGAGGCUGCAAGUCCAAGAUCAAGGUGUCAGCCAAUUUGGUUCUUGGUGAGGGCCCUCUUUCUGGCUUGCAGAGGCCCCCUUCUCCUUUGUCCUCAUGGGAGGAAGAGGGGAGGGGGAGAGGGGGAGAAGAGAGGAGGAGGAGUAAAGAGAGAGAGCUCCAGCUAGGCAAGCACCCUGGUCUCUCUUCCCUUUUUUUUUUAUGAUUAUUUAUUUGAGAGAGACAGCACGCCCUUGAGCAGGGGGAAGGGGGAGAGGGAGAGAGAAUCCCUAAACAGGCUCCCCACCAAGCAAGGAGCCCCGAUGCAAGGCUCGAUCCCAGGACCCCAAGAUCAUGACCUGAGCUGAGACCAAGAGCUGGCCACCCAACCAGCUGAGCCACGCAGGCACCCGUCUUCCUCUUCCUAUAGGGACUCUCAUCACAUCAUGGGGACCCUGCCCUCAUGACCUCAUCUAACCCCUAACAGCCUCCCAGAGGCCCCACCUCCUGAUACCAUCGCAUUAGGAGUCCAGGCUUCAACAUACGAAUUUGGAAGGGACACAAACAUUCAGUCCACAACAGGCUUAAUCGGUAAUCCGAUCCAAUGACAAUACUGAGCAGGGACAGCGGGAAUGGAGAGCAGGUGACAGAAUCAAAAGGCAUUCUGCAGAGAGCGCUGGGAAGACUCCAUAGCGGGCUUCAGUGAAAGAGGCACUGAUCCCACUCGAACGUGGAGCUGGAGGAAAGUGAAACACGCACAUGGAAGGGAGACGUCGUGUUGGUGAGUUCUGGCUCCCUAUGACAAGUCACCUAAGGAAAAAGUCCUCUGGCAAUUGGUCAGGCAGGCCUGGCAACAGGGGAGGGCUCAGAGCUGGGGGGGUUCAGAUGUGCUCACGCUGACCCACCAGAUGGGAGAGCUCACACCUGCGUGUGGAAAUGAGCACACGGAUCUGGCGACGGCCACGCCCCCUGCCGCCCACCUGCAGUGACAAUACUCACCUGUUGCCCCCCCCCCCCCCCCCCGGCCUCGAGGAAAAGCAGGCUACCCUCCCUGUAGAGCGACAGGGGCCGUGCCUGUGCUCGGCACCCAUCCUGCAGACCCCAGCCAGCAGCCUCAUUAGUGCUGCAGCCCAUCCCAAAGGUGCGGCUGAGCUGUAGAGCUGGUAAGCUCCGGAGCAGACUGGUACAUGAUUGGCGAAGGUCUGGGUAUAGGGUGCCACACCCAUAUAGAUCUACCAACACAGGGAAGGCGGAGUCGACAGAGGUCAGGGCCUCAUGAUGGCCUUGGAGAGAAGAGAAACAUUCCUGAGGAUCCUGCGGCCUGGUCACCGUGACCCUGCCAGUAUUCCCUGCCCUCCACUGCCCGACACUCCCACCUACCUGUCCCCAAGGGCAGUUCGCAAAGGACCACCUGCAUCAGAAUCAUCUGAGGGGUGCUUCUCUUCCUGAGCGUCUCCUCAAGGCCAGGAAGCUAUGAAUGCUAAUUCCCAGGGUCCUGCUUCAGUAAACUGGUUACAGGUGAUCAGGUACAAGUGACCCCCAUGCACACUGACGUGUGAAGGUCACUCCUUUAGAGAAGAACUUGAUGAUCUGAUGUCUGUUAAACUCUACCCUUCUCCCCACUGCCCCUAGAUGGUCUCACCCAGUCCACGCCUUUAAAUGCCACCAGGAUGCUGCUGACCGUCCCCUUACUGACCCUCUGCUUCCACACCUGCUGCCAUGGUCUAAUAGCAUGUGAUUCGUAUAGUAUGCUUAGUCCACUAUAGCAGCCAGCGUGAUCUUUAUAAAAUACAAUUCAGGUCAUGUUAUUCCCCAGCUGAAAGCCCUCCCCUUUGCUCCUGGUCCAAAUGAGAGGCAGAGUCCCAUCGACUUAGUACCUGCCCACCCCCCAGCACACACCACCUCCUGCACUCUCCCCCUUGCCCACCCUGCUUCAAGCUCAUUUCCACCUCAGGUCAUUUAUUCAAGUGUCUCCUCAAACGCAGCCUCCUGGGGGAGGUCUUUGCUGGCCAUCCUAUUUAAGUAUCCUCCCCAUCUCCAUUCCCUCCCUACCCCUAGCUUUUUUCCAUCAGAGCACUUAUUAUCUGAAGUUAUAGGACAUAUUUGUUUUUUUGCUCUUGCCUCGCUCUCCAAAUAAAGUGGAAGAUCUAUGAAUACUCUCUCUCUUUUGCUCACUCCUACAGUCCCACAACCAGGAGCACAUAGUAGAUGGUUUGUAUUUGCUGCAUGAAUGAGCAAGUAAAUAAAUGAAUAAAGAUAAGCUUACAAUGUUAGGUGGUAAGUGCGGUCUUAGCCUAGACUGUCCCCCCAGAAGCAAGAACCUGAUUCAAGGAGUUGUGGGUAGGUGGCUUAUUUGGAAGGUGAUCCCAGGGAACAAGAGUGAGAAACCAGGAGAAGAAAAAGCCAAAACAAGGAUAUGUUAUCAAGCUGGUCAUGCUGGGAGCAACUGGGCCUUGAUCCCUGGAGCAGGUAGAGGCCUCUUCCAAUGGUCCCCUGAACACUGACAGGAGAAGCCCUGAUCCAGCAGCUUCUGAGCUGGCUGAGGCUUCCCCCAGAGGUGUUAGACACUCUCAGACUGCUGGUGCACAGGGCUGCGUGGGCCCCGCCCACCAAGAACACAAUGAGCCGGGGUGGUUAGCAAGUGAUGUGCAGUGAGCACUGGAGACAAGAUUUGUCAGCACAAAGUGGGAGCCCAUUCAGAACUGUCUGGAAUCAGGGUUGGAGCUGAGAGUGCGAGGUGGGGCACUGAGACACCUGCUGUUGUUCGUGCUGUGAGGGAGAUGUUCCCAGGGGCCACAGGGGCAUGUGACCCACCUAGGGGGUUCAAUGCACAUUUUUUUUGGACUGAACUUAAAGGAGUGAAGUGAGACUUAUUAAAUUAUGCUAAGUGAGGUUGGGAGACUCUCCCCAAACUUGAGAGAUGAUAAGAUCUGAGCCUGCCAUUCAAACCUGGGGCAACAAGAAGACCCAGGUAGUCUAGCAGGCCUGAGUGGCAGGACGCACUGAAGGCACAUCCCCUCAAGUGACAGAGUGUCCACCAGGCGCUCAGACUAAUGGACAAGUCCAGAGAUAGGCUCCCCCCUCAAAGCUGUUGGUCUGGAGAUGCCCCACUGGCAAAGAGGAAGAGGCAACAGACCCACGGAGUGGAAACAGCACUGGGGUGGCCCGGAACUUGGGAGAGGUGGGUUCUCAGCUCAGUCAUGUCCUAUCAACUCUGGGCCUCAGUCUUCCCAGCCAAAUGCAGAAAGUACUCUUCAGUCUGAUUGUCUCUUGAACGCCCUGGAGAUCCUGUGGUCGCUGAAUGUAUGCUUAUUCCACUGUGAGCUCUAGAGAGGGGAAAAUUCCCUGACUCACUUCCGUAUCCCUGUAUCCUUCACACCCAACCGAUGCCUAACAGUAGAGGUGCUCGGUAAAUGCAAUGGAGAAUGAAUGCAUGAACGAAUGGAUUUUCUCACAAGGAAAAGCAUAUGAAAGGGGUUGAAGAAGAAGGUUAUCCAAACAUGACCAUGGCAAGGCUUGGCAAUGGUAGCUUGAAGCUGGGUGGUUCCUUGGGAGACAUUAGACUGAGCUCAAAAGAAAGCAGGCUGACCAUAAAUUUGACUUAAAUUUUAUCUUCAGGCCUGCCAUCUUAGCUUAGUUGUAUUAUACCACGAUUAUUUCUUUCCCUGUGGUAUUUACCCUAUAGCUCUUAGGUAUUGUAGGGACUCGGGGCUAUAGACCAAACGAAGCCUAGAGCAAGGGGAUGUGGUCAGGAAGCAAGGCAAAGGACCGUGAAAAUAUUCAGCAGUCAUUCACUCCUUUAGCAGACAUUCAUUGAGCAUCUGCCAUGGGCAGGCCCUCUGGGAAUAUAGCAGGCAAUAAGAGAUCCUUCUCCGUGGGUUACAAGCCUGCAGCAUGCGCGCGCACGCACACAGGCACAGGUGUCUCCGCUACCUCCUCCACCGCGCCCCUCCCCCAGCCCUGUGGGAACUGAAGUCACCCACGCUCUGCAUCAGCCUCACAGCUGGAAGGGAACUCGGUGUCCUCAAGUCCAAUGGCAGCCUUACCCAACAAGGCACCUGGGCCCCACCAGCUACUGGGGCUACCACGGAACGUGGGGCUCCAAACAUUUUUCCACCCAUCUCCUUCCUAAUGGCUCCCUGCUUAUAUAUGAAAAACCUUAUCCUAAGGUGUUGGGGGAGGGGAAGACAACCCCCAUGGCUCUGUAGGUAAAAAUCCAGGCAACAGGGACCCCACCAAGGCCGUGGCCUCCAGCGCCGCCCCACCUGUUGUUUUGUUGGCCUGUUGCUACUCUGGGCAGACAGAACAUUUUCACUUCUGGUCCCCAAAUGUGAGAAUUCACCAGGCCACUGGCUUCCUGUUUUGUACCAGAUCUGCCUAAAUCUGCUUCUAGACAGCUUUUGAUCACUAAGCAGUUUUUUAAACACAGUAAUGAUAUGCCUAUGUGCUCCCACUUUGAGGUUCUUGGACCCCUGGGGCAGAGAGAGGGCACCACAGACGCGCUGGCCCCUGCACGGUCACCAGCAUGAGGCAAGAUUACUACAUGGGAGCACAGCCCCCCACUCACCGCCCAGCCUCUUCCUGGGUCUGACCAUUCCUUAAGGUAGACUUUAAACAGAAAGUCACUGUCUCUGUGUGCUUGCUCUGUGUCCAGAUCUGUAUCUGAUGAUGGCCACAGGGAUGCACACGAUUGAGGAUGGGCAGAGAAAAUCAAAAGCCUCGGUUUUCAGAGCAACCAAGACUGGACCAGAGAUAAAGCAAAGCCCAAGUUCCCUGAAGAGACUGAGAAAUAGUCAACAUAAUUUCCUGAGACUCCUGGCUAUGGCCAGAGCCAUAUACACUACCGCAGAGAACUGGGAAAAGGCAGAAGACCUGAAUUUUGCCUGAAGAAAGUACCCAUCAAACAGGAGGGAGCAUGGUUAAUCUCAAGAGAGACUGGAUGCCCCCACAGUGCCUAGCAGUUCCUGGCAUAUUACAGAAGCUGCAUGAAUGAAUGAUUGAAUGGAUACAAGGGAAUAAUCAAUAAUUCAGCUAUGGGAGCCAGAGAGUAUUUGUAAUUAAAAGUGAGAAGACAACAGGGCAACUGAGUGGUUCAGUGAGGCGUCUGCCUUCGGCUUGGGUCAUGAUCCCAGGGUCCUGGGAUCGAGCCCCACAUUGGGGGGGGGGGUCCUUGCUCAGUGGGGACCCUGCU